UAUAAAAACACCACCGGGAGUUUCCGUAAAACACAUUCAGCCGUCAAGACUGAACAAUGGUUAACAUGAGCUAUCACCAAUUUUUACUAAAAUAUCUACAGUCGAGUUCAAGACAGUCGAGAAGGCGAGCGAAUAGAAGAAAAAGGAAUUAUUGGGAUAAGCUGUCUCCAACAAAUUGUCAGACUUGAUUAACAGAGACUUUCUGAAGGUCCAGUGUAAACCGUGUGGCAGAGUAUCUGUGUGUUGAGACUGAUUGGCGAGAUGACUGCCGAGUGGCUACACCUGCUCCCGCCGUACCCCCCUGGAGUAGGGCCGUUGUAUGGUGCAGAGUUGGAGGCGUGGUAUGAGGACCUGCAGGAUAUUCUAGGCUCCGACACGGGAGGGGCAAAACUUGCACGUGCCCCCACAUGCACCGAGAAGGAGCCAGAGUUUCUGGAUGUUCUUGAGAGUUGUUCUCUGACGUGGCUGACUGACGGAAACCAGACGUGGGCUGAAGGUGUCCAGAGGACGACAGAGGAAAUCCACACCACCCAGCCUCUGCAUCACACCUCAUCAUCAUCCUCCUCCUCCUCUUCUUCUUCUUCUUCGUCCUCCUGUAUGAGUCCAGCUGUUGUAGAGGAACGGCAGGUGGAGGCUGAGAGCGGUAGAAAUGCAGAUAGCUCAACAGGAGGCGGCAGUGACUUGCUGCCUCCGGAGUUCUUCGAAUUGCUGAGUGAAGGAGGAGUGGGAAUGGUGGAUCCGAGUGGAGCAGUGAUCAGCAGUGGCUAUUAUUAUCACCAACACCAUCCUGCAAACAACACCCAUCCUGCAUCUCCUUCAGCCAGCGAAGAGGAACUGCCCUGUGUGCCAGAUUCUCCAUCCUGCUCUUCAUCAGCUUCCCAGUCUCCAUCUCAAAAUUGCUCUCCUCCCUCUUCACCUGUCUCCUCACCCUCAGGCUAUUCGUCCUCCCGUUUGGGAAAACGCAAGAGGACUUCUAGUGAGAGGGCCAACAGUGCCUUGUCCUCUUUCUCCUCUUCCAUGCAACGCUCAUCUUACUCGUCUACCAAAAAGAGUCGCAAAGAAAGAGAGCAAGAGAAUGAACGAAAGGUACAAGAGCUGACAGAGCAGAAUGAGCGUUUGAAAGCAGAGAUUGAAAGGCUGGGAGAGGAGGUCCAGAGGACACGAAGAGCUCUGAUUGAGAGGCUGGUCAACACCAGGAAAUGAAGGGAAGACAGACAGAAAUAAAUGACAAAAACGGGUCCUAUACAAUUAGAAAAAGCAAUGGUGGGGAAAGGUGUAAGGAGAUGGAUAGGAAAUGUUUUCAGAAGAAGAAUGGAAACCAAAGAAUAUUUUUUAUAAGUGAUGGUUUUUGGAAAACAGAGAAGUGAAGAAAGUAAUGAAAGUCAAGACUAGAGGGUACAGAGAGAAUGAGCUGCAGCAGCAUUGCGGCAAAUCAAAAGAAACAGCAUGUCUGAACGAGAACAGAAAGCUUGAAGUGCAAAUCAUGCAGCGGAUUUAAUGAAUGUCAUUUUAAGGAAUGCAAAAUAAGUUCCAUGAAAUGGAAGGAUAUAGGAUGGAACGGGUGCUGAUUUGUAUGUAUAACUCAGAGGCGUCUUAGCUAGAGAGAACAUCAGUGUCAUCUUAUUCCCACCAUAUUGCAAUAAAUUGUAACUCCCAACUUUAAGGGCUACGAUCUGGCUCACAGAGAUUAUUUGCCCCAAUUUUUGGAGAGUUUUGGAGCUCAGGAAAGUUUUGAAAGUGCCCAGUGCAGUGUGAGUAUGAGAGAUUUUUUAUUAUUUUUUUUUUUAAAAGGAAAUUCAUACUUUUUUCUUUUUUUUUUUUUUUUUAAACUUUGUAUAACCCAUGGCUUGUUUGUUCAAGUAUUUAGAUAAAAUACGUAACCUGCUUAUACUUUUCAGGCUGACCUUUUCUAUUAUGGGAAUCUGUGGCAGAAUUGUUAGAUCUUCUACCCUGAUGACUAUUUUUAUAUAACUGUAUUAUACGCGUAAAUAUAAUUGUACUGUAUGGCUUAUACUGUAUAUUCCAACAUACUGUUUAUUUCUCAUUGUAGAGAAGAAAAAAAAAAGUUAUUCAUAAAUAUGCAUGGAUUUUUAUCACUCAUGGCAUCAAAAUUGUUUUUUCUUUACUGUACUUAAAAAUUUGCAAUAAAAAUGUAAACAU
Molecule: messenger RNA, 2160 nt
Organism: Poecilia latipinna (sailfin molly)
Lineage: Eukaryota; Metazoa; Chordata; Actinopteri; Cyprinodontiformes; Poeciliidae
Gene: ddit3
Product: DNA-damage-inducible transcript 3
Exons: 4
Coding region: 262-1203 (313 amino acids)
Biological process (GO): ER overload response; negative regulation of transcription by RNA polymerase II; intrinsic apoptotic signaling pathway in response to endoplasmic reticulum stress
Cellular component (GO): CHOP-C/EBP complex; CHOP-ATF4 complex; CHOP-ATF3 complex
Molecular function (GO): DNA-binding transcription activator activity, RNA polymerase II-specific; transcription factor binding; protein heterodimerization activity
Source: RefSeq, a predicted model, not a curated record